Molecule: messenger RNA, 2715 nt
Organism: Megalopta genalis
Lineage: Eukaryota; Metazoa; Arthropoda; Insecta; Hymenoptera; Halictidae
Gene: Gmppb
Product: GDP-mannose pyrophosphorylase B
Biological process (GO): GDP-mannose biosynthetic process
Molecular function (GO): GTP binding; mannose-1-phosphate guanylyltransferase (GTP) activity
Source: RefSeq, a predicted model, not a curated record
UAACUAAGUUCCCAUAAUUUUAUUGACAGUUAUUAAAUCAUCCUCUUUUUACCAAUAAAAUUUUCAAAAUUAUUUUGCAUUUGGACAAAGGAUGUAGAAAAUCAAUUGUAACAGGAGAUACAUUAGUUACAUCUUUUUGUUUUGCGAUCAUGAACUAUUCAUUCUGGCGCAGACGCAAUAGUUAUCGUGCUACAGUACGAAAAACUACGAUAUAUGUAAUAACGUUAUGUUUCUGUGUAUUUAAUGUGUAUUUUCAUUUUUUACGUUAAUAAUAAUUAAGUAGAGAUUGGCACAGUGUAGGUGUAGUUUUAAAUUCUGCGAUCUUCAUGCAAACGAUAAUGAAUUAAAAACAAAAAUGAUACAUCGCAUUUUGUAUUCAUGACUAAAGAAUACAAAUAAGAAACGAGUAGUAAAAUCUGUCCGUAGUUUAAAUUAAUAUAAAUUUAAAACUCCUAUAAUAAUUAUGACAAUGUCGCUGAUUUUAUACAGUAAAACAUGAAAUGAUAUGAUAAAUGUAUGCAAAAAAUUCUGCAUGAAAUCAAGUGGUUGGAAGAAGAAAGAAACAAUUUUAAAAGUGUUAUAUGUACGUACUACUGUAUUAUGUAUAUCUAUACAUAUAAAUGACAAGUAAAUUAUAACAUGACAUAUAUGUAUUGCGAUUCAUUGGUGACGAUGAAUGGUUCGCUACGUGAAAUUAAUUAUGAACGAGUGAUUUAGUCAGGAGUGAAAGGUAGAAAUUUUAAUAAGAAUAUUAUAAAGACUGAUAGUGAUUGAUACGACACGACUAUAUUUGUAUCGUUACAUACGCGUGUAUCUUAUCGUGUAUGUGUGUUGGUAGUCACUAUGUACAUACGCACGUCUACGCGGCAUUUCAAUCAUACGUGGCAAAAACAAGAAUAAUUAUUUUAUAACUUUACUCUAACAAACUGAUAAGUAAAUAACAGAUAACAGUUCUGUUAAAGUUUUAUCCAGUUGCAAAUCCAUGUUGUUUUAUAUCUGUCGGGACUGAAAAACCAAGGAGUAAUGCAACAGAAAAAGAAAAAAUUAGGUACAAUGAGGGCAUUAAUUCUUGUUGGUGGAUAUGGCACCAGAUUAAGACCACUUACAUUAAGUCGGCCUAAGCCUUUGGUCGAAUUUGCUAAUAAACCAAUGCUAUUGCAUCAAAUAGAAGCUCUGGUAGAAACAGGUGUAACCGAGGUGGUAUUAGCAGUAUCUUAUCGUGCAGAGGAGAUGGAAAGAGACUUAGGCGAGGAAGCAAAGAAAUUAGGUGUACAUUUAGUUUUUUCACAUGAACCAGAGCCUCUUGGUACUGCAGGACCGCUUGCACUUGUACACGAUCUAUUAAGCUCAGGAAACGAGCCAUUUUUUGUUUUAAACUCUGAUAUCAUUUGUGAAUUUCCAUUUAAGCAGUUACUUGAUUAUCAUAAGAAUCAUGGUAAAGAAGGUACUAUAGUCGUUACUAAAGUAGAGGAACCAUCAAAAUAUGGUGUUGUUGUAUAUGCGGACGAUGGUAAAAUAGAAAGCUUUGUAGAAAAGCCACAAGAAUUUAUCUCUAAUAAAAUCAAUGCAGGCAUAUACAUUUUUAAUCCGAGUGCCUUAAAAAGAAUAGAACUGAAGCCGACUAGUAUAGAAAAGGAAAUAUUUCCAUUAAUGGCCAGAGACGGAGAGUUGUACGCAAUGGAAUUAACAGGAUUUUGGAUGGAUGUAGGGCAACCAAAAGAUUUUCUCAAAGGAAUGAGCAUGUAUCUGACAUCCCUAAGACAAAAAUCUCCUGAAAAAUUGUACUCUGGUCCUGGUGUAGUAGGAAACGUUUUAAUAGAUGAAACGGCGACGAUUGGCAAAGAUUGUAGGAUAGGACCCAACGUCACCAUUGGUCCCGGUGUUGUGUUAUCCGAUGGAUGCUGUAUCAAACGAAGUACAAUUCUUAAAUCAGCGAUAAUAAAGGAACACGCAUGGCUAGACGGUUGCAUCGUUGGUUGGAGAAGCGUCGUUGGCCGAUGGGUACGCAUGGAAGGUAUAACGGUUCUCGGUGAAGAUGUAAUCGUGAAAGAUGAAUUAUAUAUCAACGGAGGUCAGGUUUUACCUCACAAGAGCAUUUCCAACUCUGUGCCAGAGCCUCAAAUAAUCAUGUGACUAAAGACAAUAUUUUGAAUUACCACACUGAGUAUGAUAACUGAGAGACCAAUCGCGUGUUCUUCUCUGAAGAAAAAAUUUUGUAUCAGCUUUUUAAAAUAUGUGUAAAUCAGCUCGAAUAUUUAUAGUAAUUUGUAACGUUUUUACACUUACAAUUCAAAUCAACUUUAUCGGCAAUCCUCGUACUACUAUAGCAGCCGCAGUCAUGUACUGAGAACAAACAUUUUUCGAUUUUGCUACUGCCCUCAACAUCUCGGGCUCUGGAGACAAACUUGUCGUAUUGCUUCGUGAAUUUUUCACCAAUUCUAAACGUGUGAAAUUUGGAUGAAUCGUAGCAUAACAGUAAAAUUAACUGACAAAUUUUUUGAUUGUACAAAAUAUGUCAUACUAACGAAAGAUUCCCUGGCACCAUAAAUUAAUGUCUACAUCGGCCCACGAACUACUCGUUAAUGACGGUAUCCAGCUACUAAUGAAAUUUGCAGUCAUUUUAUCGGUGUCAGCAUCGGUGACUUCCCACAACAUACCAAGUACGCAAGGACUAUAAAUAAAACAUGAAUGACUUUCUUAAUAUUUCAAAAUGGA